Molecule: messenger RNA, 4456 nt
Organism: Schistosoma mattheei
Lineage: Eukaryota; Metazoa; Platyhelminthes; Trematoda; Strigeidida; Schistosomatidae
Source: the annotation of a GenBank genome assembly
AUGGUUGAACAAAUGCUCGAUUCUCUUUCGUCUACUGGGGGAAAUUUAUCGUCCAUAGAGGCUUUAAAUGUAAAAGAAGUAGUUCCUGAAAGCAAUGUGAAGAAGUCGAUCUUACCACUUGAUCUUGUCGACAGUGAAUUAAGUGAUGAGUGUGAUAACAAUAUUGAUUCUCCACCUUCAAAUCAAAUACAUUCAUUUGAUGAAAAUAAUGAGUUAUGGACUAUUAAAGAUGAUAUUGAAGAAACAAAAGAAAAAGUUGGUCGCUGGACACUUAGCUCUGGUGCAGCUAAAAAGGUAUCUAAAAGUAAAUCUGGCGGGCGCAAUAUAAGUCAUUCUAAACCAAGUAACAUAGAAGAAGAAAGACUUCAAAUCCAUAGUGAAUCACAACGACUUGUACGAGAAGCUGAUGUACAUUUACCAGUCCAUAGACCUAAACAGUUUAAAUGUUUCAGUGAGUUUCGUCAGUCUCUAAAAGGUUGCAAGUCAAAUGAAACUGAAAGUUGUGAAACCUCAUCUCAAAAUAAAUUACUUUACGAUUGUAACUCUCAUCUUCCACUAAUUCCAGGACAAUCUACCCAAAAUGAAGAGACUGAAAAUAAAAUGGAUACCAAACCAUUCGUCUCACAAUGUUGUUCAGCCGACUAUCCUGUCGACAUUGAUUGCACCACUUUGGAACCACCAUCAAUGUCAUCUGAUGCCAAACCAUCACUCGAUGUUACAAGCGAACCAGAUGUAAUAACCAGUGAAUCAAUCCCUACUUCAAUGUCAUCUGUAACUCCUAGUCAAUUAUUGGCUCGUUUAAAAUCUCAUCUUCACGUGUCUCAUGAAAAAGUUGUACGUGGACCCAUCCAAUAUUCAAUCAUAACAAAGGUACAAAGCACUGACGCUGAACGUGAAGAACUACAGGUAGAAACAGUUACACAUGAACCAUCCAAAGGAUUAUCAACAACUAUGUCAGUUAGUAGAAAACAUUGGUUGGAACACAGAAAAGUUCUCGAAGAAAAAAUGCGUCAAAAAAGACUAGAGCAGUAUGAAAUGCGGUUAAAGGAAGAGGGUACAUGUCCAAAGUCAACAAAUGAAAAUACUGGGGAAGUAUCCAAUAGUGACGAAGAAUGGUCAGAAGGAGAUGCAAAUGACAGUGAAAUAUCCGAUGGAAACUCAACUACCGAGGAAGAAAGUAGUAGUGAUGGUGAAAGCGAAGAAGAAGAAGAAGAAGGAAAAGAAAGUGAAAAUGACGAAGUAUUUUCAGAGGCCAAUGAUCUUGAAGAUGAAGAGGCUCUAACAUGUAAAGAUUCUGCGGAUGUAAAACAAAACAAAUCUUGCAGUAAAACUAAUAAUCUAAACAUAGAUUUUGGAAAAAAUAUUGUCAGGUCUCACACCCCUCAGAAACAACAUCUGCAGUUGGAUGAUUUCACAGAUCUACCACAGGAAAGCGCAGGGUUUAAACUUUUUUCAUCUUGCAAUAAUGGUUACAGUUUAAGUCUUCCACAAAGACAUCACGGAACUCUAGGUCCUGCUGAUAUAGACCUUUUCGCAUCUGAAUGUUCUAGUAUUCUAGACAGAACUAUGAAUCCUCAGUCUAUAUUGGCCUCUACUCGUUUAGAUGCAACUACCAUCGGUGACGAAAACAAGUCUCGAUUUACCCGUAAUUCAUCUUCUCAUAGUCAAUGGAAUAAUACACCUUAUGAAUUACUGUAUUCUCAAAAGCCAAACAGUCAAUUGCUAGCUUCCAGAUCAGAGUCUGUCACUCAAGAGUCCACUGAUGACAAUCAUAUAAUGACGUCUAACCCUCAUAAUAUAUCAUCUCAGGACACGGUCUUAUUAUCUGAGGAACCAACUCAACUAACAUCUCAGCUAGAUCCUACGAUUAUAAUAUCUGAGGAAACGAAUUCAAGUCUUCAAUCACAAGUUCUCCACGAAAACCGUCGUCAUCUGUUCGGUGAAUCAGUGAGUGACCAGUCAGGAUUGUUUGUGGACAUCCUUACAAAGUCAAGUGUCGAAAACAGCAAUGCUGAUUCUCAGGUUCACCAUGAAAAUCGUCACAAUCUCUUCGGUGGAUCGAUGUGUGACAAAUCUCAAGUAGUUAUGGAUCCGGUCACAACUAAAUCCUUUGAUGAGAAUGAUGAUAUAGAUUCUCAGGUUCUCCAUAACGAUCGUUGUAAUCUUUUUGGAGGAUCAAUUAACAACCAAUCACAAGAACUUAUCGAUGAGACUACAAAAUCAAUCACAGAUUCCCUAACUAAUCACGAUAAUCAUCGUAUUUUGUUUGGAGGAUCAAUAGGUACUCAGUCGCAAGCUUUCAUGGAUUUGGCUGAUGAUAAUGAUCUGGAUUCCCAGAUUCAACAUGAGAAGCAUGGUAAUCUAUUCAGCGGAUCAAUAUGUGUCCCGUCACAAGAAUCAACAAAUGAAGUGAAAAACUCAAUUAUCAAUAGUGAUAAUUCAGAUUCUCAUGAAAACUGUCGUAAUCCAUUUGGCGAGUCUAUAUGUAACCAAUCACAAGGCUUUGUCAAUGAAAGUGUAAAGUCAGCUGUAAAUAAUCAUGAUGAUCCAGACUUUCAGGAUUCUGAGCACCCUAUUUCUGUGUUUACGACUCAAAAUUCAUCUCGUCGACGAAUUUUAGUUUUUGAUGAAGAUGAUGAAGAAGAAGGGAAUGAAGAAAAGAAGGAUAAUAGCUGUAUUGAACCAGCUUCUCUCAUACGGAAUAAUCCUUUUAAGUCCACAUCAGAAUCUAAUUUUACUGGUGACAAUUUGCCAGAAGUACUCCAUACAGAUGAUAAUUUGGAAUUAGAGGAUAAGAGCUCAAGUGUUGAUGAAUCAGAUGAUCAUACUAUUGAAGCAGGAGAUGAUGAAGAAAAUAUUGAUCCUGAUGAUAUAACUCACGAAGAUAAUGGCAGUGAUGAUGACGAGUCCUCGGAAAGAGAUGAAGAGGAAGAAAAAGACAAUUAUCUUGAUGAUGAAGAGGAAGUUCAACGUCUAACUGUACAGUCGAAUGAAACUAAAAAAAAGAAAAAAUUUCGUAUAAACGACUUUGUGGAUGAAGAAGCCGAAUUGUCUGGUGAUGAAAAUGAACGAGCAUAUUUCAUGGACGAUGAAGAUGAAUUAGAUCCCAAUGAUGAUGCUAAUGAAGAAUUCGCUGACUUAAUUGACGAAGAUGAUUCAGAUAUUCCAUCAGCUGGUCGUUUAAGACGUCAAAUUGAACGUGUACACCACCGCCUUCAAACUGAUCAAGAUCUACGUGAAAUACGUUAUCUAAAGGAACUUUAUUUUGAAGACGGUGAUUUACAUGCUGAAAAUGGACGAGUUCGUCAGAGACGUUUUCGUUGGCGCGGUUUAGAUAAUGAUGAUCCAUUUAAUGAUCAAAUAAACAUGGAUAAUAGUGGUGGUGAUGAUGAUAAUUCAAGUGAAGAUGAAAAUCAUGGUAUACCUUUUGGUCCUAUAGACAAUUGGUUACGUCGUGGUCCAAUGAAAUCCUCGAAUGAUGAAAAUAAUCAAUCCAUUGAAAAUGAUUAUUUAGACUCUGACACAAUACAUUCAUCAUCUAAUAAACAAACAAAUGAUAAAGAUCAUAAUGAUUCAGUAUUUGAAUCUGAUGAAGAAAUGGAAAAUUCGAAAAUAGUAACUGAUGAUUUAUCAAAUGGUGUUUUAUCUUUAGGAAAAAAGGCUUUACUAAAAUCUCAAACGAAGUUGAAAACUCAAAUAGUUGUACGUAAUAAGUUACCAGUCAAUCGUGGAAAGACCAUCAAACCAUCGUCUACGCUUAGAAGCCCAUUGAUCUCUAAUUAUUUCUUGCAACCCAAACCUCAUAAUCUACCUAUUAAUGAAGGUGUUACUAAUGAUACAGAUAAUAAUAGUAAAGUUGACAAUGUUAUCAUUUCUAAUCAUAAUAAUGAUAAACCAAUUGCUCCUGUAAAAUUUAAUGUUAACAAUACUGGUAGUGAUGUAAGACUUCAAAUGAUCAGACGUGGUUCUCUAUUGAGUCGUUUUGCUGGGGGCCUCGUUCCUGGUUGUAAAUCUGAAACUACCCAAAUUCAUUCAAAUGUUAACGAUGGUUUCGAUGUCGGUUCGUCAAAAAGUGAAAGUCGUCGCGACCAAACACAUCUAGAUUUACGGAGCAAGGUCGGUCUAUCUUGCUUUAGUGUUAUGACGGCUCAAAUUAAACCGGAAAAAUUCGACCCAUUUGAUGAUAACGGUGCAUCUAACCAGAAUUCUCUAAGAUCCCGUAAUUUCGCCAUUAAGCAAAAACGACCAGUUGAUGUGAUUAAACCUAAUUCUGUUUUGUUAAGUCCUCCAAGUUUGAAACGCCAUCGAUCUACUAGUGUGUUUACUGCUCUUCUGUGAAUAAUCUUCUACUCUGUUUUGUUCAGUAAACUGUGAAGAUUUAUUUGAAAAAGCCUUUCAUGUUUUAUAUAUUCCUUUGCUGUAGUUAAUAAAUCCAUGUACUAUAAGCUUUGUUUAA